GUUUUGUGUCUUCUAGUGAGCGGUUGUAUUUGAAAUCGUUAUUAUUUUUUCUUCUAUUAUGGAGUGUGCCCAGAAAAAGUUGCAAGAGAUUUUGGCCAAGUGUCAACAGGAAAAUAUUGAUUUGUUGAAAAACGAAAGUAUUCAGAAUUUCCUUGGAGAACAUAAAAAAUCUACAAGUCGAAAGGAAAAAUGGUUUAAAUUUUUGAUCAUUACAAGUUUGCUAACAUAUGCCAUGAAUUAUUACUUCAGUGAGCUGCAGUCGAGGCGAUGUACAUUUCAAAUGCCCACCCUUAUGCGUUAUGCCUUUCGGCCCCCAGAAAAUUGUGCAUUUUGUGAAAACGUGGAUGCCAUUGAGAGAGUCUCCAAUAUAACGCCGGAGGAAUUCGAAAGAAGAUAUGCAUAUUCUGCAAGACCAGUGAUUGUGGAAGAUGCAACCAAAAAUUGGACAGCAUUGGAGAAAUUUGACUAUUGGUAUUUCCACGAUGUCUACGAUAAUGCGCAACGUAGAGACAAGAUAUUGGAUUGUCAAUUUUUGCCAUAUAAAACAGGAUUUCGUGAUAUCUUCGAGGCCCUAGAUAUGCCCGAAAGUAGAGUGGAAUAUUUCCAGAACAACAAUAGGGCACAGGGCCGAGAAGAAAAACCAUGGUAUUUUGGUUGGAGUAAUUGUAAUCCAGAAACGGCAGAAGAAUUUCGACGCCACUAUGGACGGCCCUAUUUUUUAUCCGAAACAUCGGAAAAUAAUAAUGUGGAUUGGUUUUUUAUUGGCACGGCUGGGUUGGGAGCACAUAUGCAUAUUGACAAUGUCCGUUUACCCUCAUGGCAGGCCCAGCUUUCCGGCAGAAAACGUUGGCUAUUGGCCCCACCACCCGAAUGUUAUUUCAAAUGUAAAUCAUUCGAUGCCGUUGUCAAUAAAGGAGAUAUCAUUGUUUUGGACACAAACAAAUGGUAUCAUCAGACAUUCGUACAGCCUGGCGAAAUAAGUCUCACUAUAGGUGCGGAAUACGAUUAAAUUACAAUCUAAAGUUUUUUGUCGAAAUUAAAUAAAACACGAUUUAUAAUUUAAAAAUUUAAACUAACUAAAUAAAAGAACAACAAUUAUAUCUACA
Molecule: messenger RNA, 1106 nt
Organism: Musca domestica (house fly)
Lineage: Eukaryota; Metazoa; Arthropoda; Insecta; Diptera; Muscidae
Product: bifunctional arginine demethylase and lysyl-hydroxylase psr-1
Exons: 5
Coding region: 59-1009 (316 amino acids)
Source: RefSeq, a predicted model, not a curated record